AUGGCAGCGUUUGUGGAGGACGGAGUGUCAACAAGAAAAGGCCUAGGGAGGGGAAUAAGGAAUAAAAAAUGUACCGAGACGAAGAACGUCACCACCAAAUGGGAUCGUCCUAGCAAGCGACAGCGACAACACCGCCAUGUACAGGAGCGAUCGGAAUUUGAAUUAGAACCAGAACCUGCUUCGGACUGUCAUUUCGAGGGGAAACAUCGUACUCCCUUGGGGAACUUUCCCAGUGAUAUUCUUCAGAAUAUCAAAGACAACAAUGACAACGGCUAUGACGGCGACAACAGCUCAGACCAAGUCAAUGGAAUCUUAAUCCCAGCAGCGGAGUCGUGUCCUAACACAGAUGAUGAUCCACGAAGUCUACCGUCCAUCGACCAACUUGACGCGGUUGACGGCUCGGUGGAUUCUCAGCCAGAUCACGGAGACCUGCCGGAAUUUAUGCAUCCUCAGUUCGCUCUUACGUGGUCGUUGGAAUCCGCUCGGAUGUUGGACGAUUUGGAAUGUUGUGCUCGCUGUGAUCGACUUCAGACUGAUUGCUAUUAUCCCAUUCCACCGGAUCGCAAGCGUCUUGCCCAAACCAGAGCUUUGACUCGGCGGAGGAGGGUCAACUCCUUGUUAGGAUUCACUAUAGCCUCCGGAAGUCAGGCUUCCCGGCCUGAAAAUUGUCAGAGAGGCGAUGUUCAGACCCCAUACGGAAACAAGGCUCCCACAGAUGCGAUCUCCAAUAUCGCCCAGGACGAUAGAGACAUCUCAGACCACGUGGGCUUUUUCGCUCCUAGUACAGCAUCGCAGUGGCCCACAAUGCUUCUAACCGAGACGGACGAUAUGAAUAUAGAUGAGGAAUCUCAUGAUUCAGCGCCGCUCCCUCCUCAACACCUUGGGCACUACCUUUUUAAUACCCUGUUUUCUCAUUACCGACCUGCCUCCUUGAUCUUGAAUGAAAGUGAGACUCUGCAGGAUUACACAGAAGGCAAGCUUCCGUAUGCCCUCACUGCAGCAAUAUUUGCCCUAGCUACCAGGCUUUUAGACGAUGCGCAGGAUGUCAGCAAUAGUGGGACUCUUACAGGUCCCAUGACACAGUUGAAGAUAGUCUGCUCGCGGGCUGAUACAUGGGCUCACUUGGCUGAUGAGUUAACAUUGAUGUGGGCGCAUCUUCCCUCGCUAAGGACGGUACAGACCUGCGAGAUACUUGCAACUUAUUGGUUUGCUGUAGGCCAAGUGGCCAAAGCAAAGAUGCAUUUACAUGCUGCAUAUAUUGCUGCGCGGACUCUUGGAUAUCACAACAUAGGAGAUCGGCUGCCGAGCCAUACUCGUCCCUCAGAUCAAGAAACAGGACGAAUGUGCUUCUGGAACUGCUGGAUUGUUAGCUUCGUCAUUUUUUACGAUGGCUUUCUUGCGGCACCAUUCAAUGAGAACUUCUCAAUCUUGUCGGGAGCCGAGGACAUUGUUCAAAAAUUUGCUUUGUCCCGUCAAGGCGAUUCACUUGCUGAUACACCGUUCUCAGACGACAUGAAACUUGGGCUGUUGAAGUCCUUUGCUAUAUAG
Messenger RNA from Aspergillus tanneri, 1548 nucleotides. Its product is annotated as fungal specific transcription factor domain-containing protein. Gene Ontology annotation, molecular function: zinc ion binding; DNA binding. Lineage: Eukaryota; Fungi; Ascomycota; Eurotiomycetes; Eurotiales; Aspergillaceae. Gene Ontology annotation, cellular component: nucleus. Bases 1 to 1548 code for a protein of 515 amino acids. Gene Ontology annotation, biological process: DNA-templated transcription. The transcript is spliced from 7 exons. The record is from RefSeq and is a predicted model, not a curated record.